AUGUCGAUACACCCAUCGCGACAGGCCUAUGUUGAGGAGGACAAAGAGGAUGCUGAAAUGACCUAUGACCUCUCCAAUGUCCCUCUUGAUACCGACUACUACAUGCCCUCAGCCGGCGGCGGCUCAGAAAAGGCCGCCGAUGUCAUCGCCCAAUUCAACCGCAAGCGCAAAGCGAACGCCAUCGCUGUUCCCACCGACGAUGUGCGAGUCCGCGCAAGACUACGAGAGAUCGGUGAACCCAUCACUCUGUUUGGAGAGCGACCCGAAGAUCGUCGCGACCGCCUACGAGAACUGCUCUACGCCAAACAAGAAGCCACUGGAGAGGAUGUCGCCAUGGAUGUUGAUGAAGACGAAGAAGACGAGGAAGAGCAAGAAUUUUACACAGAGGGUGUUGACGAGCUGCUCGAGGCGCGCAAGGAUAUCGCUCGCUUCUCUCUGCCCAGAACACAGCAGCGCGUCCACUUCCAACGACUCGAGUCUGCCAUCCCUCUACAACGGCACGUCGACCACCGCAACUACGUCAAGGAUAAACUGUCGGGCUUUGAGCUGUUUGGUUCACAAAUCGCCGGAGAGCGACCUGUGAGCAUGGCUCGUUUCUCGCCUAAUGGCCAGAUGAUUGCAGCUGGAAACUGGGGAGGUUCCAUCAAGCUGUUGGGUGUACCGAAUCUGGAAGAGAAGGCCGUCCUUCGCGGUCACACUGCCCAAGUCAGUGGUAUCUCGUGGUUCCCUGGCUCCACCUUGGACGGCACCACCGUGUCUGAAGGAUCUCUCAAUAUGGCAUCUGGUGGUGGAGAAGGCAACAUCCAUCUCUGGUCGCUCAAUCAAGACACUCCCAUCUCGACGCUAUCCGGUCAUACUGGCAGAGUCUGCCGUACUGAGUUCCACCCCUCAGGGAAAUACCUCGCUUCGGCCUCAUACGACACCACAUGGCGAUUAUGGGACGUUGAGACUACCACCGAGCUGCUCCUUCAGGAAGGCCACUCGCACGAGGCGUAUACUGUCGCCUUCAACACGGAUGGAUCUCUCCUUGCCAGUGCCGGUCUCGACAGCAUCGCCUGCCUGUGGGACUUGCGCAGCGGUCGUCGCGUUCUCUACCUCGAAAGUCACAUUGCGCCAAUCUACGGCCUUGACUGGAGUCCCGAUGGUUACCGCGUCAUGACUGGUUCGGGCGACGGUUUCGCAAAAUGCUGGGACAUUCGUGCUAUGAAAGAAACGGCAUCGAUAGGUGCCCACAAGGGCGGUGUGACUGAUCUCCGUUGGUUCAAGGGUACAGACAGCCCGCUGAGCCGCAAGCCUAUAGACAAUACACAAGACUUCAGUCCAAAGAAGAGCGGCACUUUCUUCGUCAGUGCUGGCUUCGACAGAAACGUCAAGAUCUUCUCGGCCGACGACUGGGCUCUGUGCAAGAGUCUGAGCGGCCACUCCGGUCAUGUGCUCUCUACGGAUGUAACCAGCGACGCCAAGUGGAUCGUCAGUUCGAGUUACGACCGCACCGUCAAGCUAUGGGCAAGAGACGACAUGCAGGGCCUGUACGACAAUGACACCUCGACCGGCAUGGAUACGAGUACGUAG
This is a messenger RNA of Aureobasidium namibiae CBS 147.97, 1572 nucleotides long. RefSeq names its product WD40 repeat-like protein. The record is from RefSeq and is a predicted model, not a curated record. Gene Ontology annotation, biological process: mRNA splicing, via spliceosome. Bases 1 to 1572 code for a protein of 523 amino acids. Gene Ontology annotation, molecular function: protein binding; U4 snRNA binding; U6 snRNA binding. The transcript is spliced from 2 exons. Gene Ontology annotation, cellular component: U4/U6 x U5 tri-snRNP complex. NCBI's taxonomy places the organism in Eukaryota, Fungi, Ascomycota, Dothideomycetes, Dothideales, Saccotheciaceae.